Ziziphus jujuba (common jujube) is the source of this 1750-nucleotide messenger RNA. RefSeq names its product trimethyltridecatetraene synthase. The record is from RefSeq and is a predicted model, not a curated record. Lineage: Eukaryota; Viridiplantae; Streptophyta; Magnoliopsida; Rosales; Rhamnaceae. Gene Ontology annotation, molecular function: iron ion binding; oxidoreductase activity, acting on paired donors, with incorporation or reduction of molecular oxygen; monooxygenase activity. The transcript is spliced from 2 exons. Bases 146 to 1681 code for a protein of 511 amino acids.
UCAAAUGCAAGAAAUGAACAAAGAGGCCAGAUAUGGCUCAGCUCAAUUUUAUGAUCACCUUCUAUGUAUGUCCAAUUAUAAAUACACAACCAAGACAGCCUCAUCAAGCAUUCAACCAACAAAUCCACAAAUACUCCCCUAAGUAAUGGAGGUUCCUCCUUGGGCAAUUUUCUCUCUGGCAUGCCUAGCAGCUCUACCUUUCCUCUUCAAAAUCUUCUCUCGACACAGAAAUCAUCCCCCAGGUCCUAAACCAUGGCCAGUCAUCGGAAACUUCCACCUUUUAGGUCCCCUCCCUCAUCAUUCCCUUCACAAAUUGUCCCAAAAAUACGGACCCAUUAUGCAGCUCAGCUUUGGCUCGGUCCCUGUUGUUGUUGCUUCCUCAUCCGAAGCCGCAAAGCUAUUCCUAAAGACUUAUGACCAUGUCUUUGCCAAUAGACCUCAAACUGCUGCAGGAAGAUUGACCGGUAACAACCAUGCAAGUGUCAUUUGGGCACCUUAUGGACCAUCCUUGCGCCAAUGGCGUAAAAUUCUUCAAUCUGAGUUAUUUAGCUUAAAAAGAAUCGAGGCUUAUGAGUAUAUUCGGAUGGAGGAGGUUCGUGCUCUUAUGUUGAGAAUCUAUGCAUCGUUUGGGAAGCCGGUUCCGCUGAGAAGGCAACUCUCUUGUUUCACUCUAAGCAUUAUGAGUAGGGUUGUACUGGGCAAGAAAUAUUUCAGCGAUUCAAAAGAUGUAAAAUCCAUUAUUCAACUUGAAGAAUUUCAGGAAAUGAUAGAAGAGUUCAUCCUUCUCAAUGGGGUUUUCUAUAUCGGGGAUUGGAUACCUUGGCUUGGUAAUUUCUUGGACUUUCAAGGUUAUGUUAAGCGAAUGAAGGUUGUAAACGAAAAAUUUAAUAGGUAUUUUGAUUAUGUGUUUGAGGAUCACAUGUCAAAGAAGGAAGCAGAGAAAGAGAGGGAUUUUGAGGGAAGGAACAUCGUAGAUUUCUUGCUGGAAUUGCUUGAUGAUCCUAGUCUUGAAGUCAAGCUAACUUAUGACAAGCUCAAGACAUUUGCUCAGGACCUACUGAUUGGAGGCACAGAAACCACAGCAUCAACUGUAGAGUGGGCAAUGUCGGAGCUCCUAAAGAACCCACAUGUGAUGGAAAAAGCUAGUGAAGAGCUGGACAGAGUCAUCGGAAGAGAGAGAUGGGUGGAAGAGAAAGAUAUCCCAAGACUUGCUUACAUAGAUGCUAUCAUGAAAGAGGCCAUGAGGAAACGCCCAGUGGCAUCGACGCUUGGGAUGCAUGAAGCUCUUGAAGACUGCAAAGUGGAGGGUUACGACAUUAAAAGAGGAACUAUACUGCUGGUGAACUUAUGGAGCUUAGGGAGAGACGAUAGAGUUUGGGAAAAUCCCGAAGAGUUUCGUCCGGAGAGGUUUUUGGGGAAGGCCAUCGAUGUGAGAGGGCAGACCUUCGAGCUGCUUCCAUUUGGUUCGGGGAGGAGGAUGUGCCCAAGCUACAACUUUGCAUUGAGAAUGAUUAUGUGCUGUUUGGCUAACCUUUUGCAUGGAUUCAAAUGGGAAUUACCAGCCGAACAUAAUGUUGAAGAUAUGAGCCUUGAAGAAACUUAUGGAAUUUCAACUACUCGGAAGUUCCCACUUGUUGGGGUCCCGAAGCCUCGACUGCCAUUCCAUCUUUAUCAGCAGUAAUUAAUUUGUCCAUGUAGUUAUUAAUCCUGUUGCUGGAAAUCCGUGGUUUUCUAUAUUUGAUAAGAAGGU